Molecule: messenger RNA, 707 nt
Organism: Ziziphus jujuba (common jujube)
Lineage: Eukaryota; Viridiplantae; Streptophyta; Magnoliopsida; Rosales; Rhamnaceae
Product: transcription factor PCF1
Exons: 1
Coding region: 1-588 (195 amino acids)
Cellular component (GO): nucleus
Molecular function (GO): DNA-binding transcription factor activity; sequence-specific DNA binding
Source: RefSeq, a predicted model, not a curated record
AUGAGGUUGGAGAAUAUGAACUUGGACAUAAGUCUCUUAAGCUCAAAAGAAAAACCACCAAAACCACACAUCUCACAAAACCCUUCAAAUACUAAGAACCUGCCUUGUAAACAUACCAAAGACCGCCAUGCAAAGGUUAAUGGCCGCGACCGGAGAAUCCGGUUGCCGGCCUUGUGUGCCGCCAGGAUUUUUCAGCUCACCCGUGAGCUAGGUCACAAAACAGAUGGCCAGACCAUUGAGUGGCUUUUACAACAAGCGGAGCCUUCCAUUAUUGCAGCCACAAGGAACUCAUAUUCUACCACUACUGCUUCUACUGCUCCGACUAUUUCCGAUCCCGGUCCGCCGCUGCCGCCGCCGACAGCGGGUUCAACGGAUUAUUGCGGUAGUCUGAGUUCUUGUCAGGGAAAAAGUAGUACUACUAGUACUAGUGGUGGUUGUGAAAGCAAAGAAUUUGUGAAAAGGUUUGGGGUUUCAAGGGGUGAGAGUGGUUUACCACCUUUUGAUUUUGAUUUGUUGACAAAUUUUGAUAUGGAAUUUUCUGCCAAUGAGAUUGCAAUGUUGCGAGCCGUGACUGAAACUAGUAAGUGAGAUGGAAGAGUACAAUUAUUGAAACUCUAAUUUGUUUCUAUGUAGCUCAUUGAUUAAUGGUGCUAGCUGCAAAGGAAAUUCUCUGUGUGGCUGAAUUUGUAUUUAAUCGAGGGAUUUAC